Cantharellus anzutake is the source of this 4183-nucleotide messenger RNA. Its product is annotated as P-loop containing nucleoside triphosphate hydrolase protein. The coding region runs from base 1 to 4056 and encodes 1351 amino acids. NCBI's taxonomy places the organism in Eukaryota, Fungi, Basidiomycota, Agaricomycetes, Cantharellales, Hydnaceae. Gene Ontology annotation, cellular component: intracellular anatomical structure. The transcript is spliced from 15 exons. The record is from RefSeq and is a predicted model, not a curated record. Gene Ontology annotation, molecular function: RNA binding; protein binding; ATP binding.
AUGCCGCCUUCUUCACGCAAGGGGAUAGUCAAAUCUGGAAAUGUUGGGAACUCGUCAAAGGGAGCCCCCAAGACUCCAGAUCCUGAGAAGAAGGAUAGCUUGGAGAGCAAACCCCUUUUCCCACCUGGCUUCAAAACCCCAAUAAGUUUACUUCACGAGAGGUGCCAAAAGUUAGGGUGGGACAAACCAAACGUGGAGCCUCGCCGCCAUGGCGAGGGAUUCACUUGUUCAAUCACCCUCUCUCGAGAUCACAAAUCAGAGCGUGAGUCUGUUCGAUUCGUCCCCCACCCUCCGCUAUCCAGGCCGACUGCCAUCGAGGCAAAGCAUUGGGGAGCCACUUAUGCAUUGCACCGGUUUUCCAACAAUCUUCAGCUGCACAGACUGCUGCCGCCAGGGCCCCGAGAAUAUUGGGCGGAUCUCGAAGCAGUAAGGAGAGCUGCACCCGAGCAUCAGAAGUGGAUGUACGACUCCGAUCCUUUUUCGGCCCAAAAAUCUGUGAAAGUCCGCCAAGAAUUAGCCGCAAAGAAGAAGCAGAAAGAGGAAGAAGGGGGAAAUGCGGCAAGUUCGUCUGGCCAUAAUAAGGUUGAUCAUACACCCGAGGUUCGAAUGGCUGCGACCAUGCGAGACUCUGUCGAGAGAGUGAUUCGAGAGAUGGCAUCACGGUAUCCGGGAGUCAUUGCAGAGGACACUUACGCGCCAGAGGCACCAUCUUUUCGUCGAGUUGAAGUUGAGGCUUCUCUUCGCACAUUAGGUUUCCAGCGACAUCAAAUCGAGAAAGCUUUGAAUUAUAUUACUGCGCCCACUGAUAACCCAUCGCCAUACCUCGCCUCACUCUUGGCACUGCCGCCACUUGAUGCAUGUGUGUCAUAUAUGUUACUUCAUGUCCCGGAAUCGGAUCUUCCAGUUCAGUUCAAAUCUCAGCAGACUUCUUCCGAUCCCUUUGUGAGGAGUGGCAGCUCGAUGAGUGUCCCGCUUGCACUGCAGUGGUCAGCCAACCGUGCAAUGAAAGAAGGUGGCUGGCCCGAGAGGUCAGUGAUGGAUACCAUUCAGUCGGGCACCACGGACUGGGGCCUCAUCAUCGAAAAACUUGGAGGGAAACUUCUUGGUUAUGCUGCUGAAUUCGGUUCAGCUGGAGAAGGCGGUUGGGACAUGAGUGAGCGGUAUGCGAAACGUUUGGAAGAAAUCGAGGCUGUUCAGUCUGUCUAUCCCGAUGCUCAAUAUGAUGCAGAGAAGGCGGAGCUUAGUGUCCCACUCCCUAACAAUCCGGAUACUUACCUGAAUGUCGUCUAUUCUUCCCUCCAUCCGUACCCGAGCCCAAGCGCCCGCAGUCCUCCCUUGUUUAUUUCCUCCGCCAAGCGCCCAUCAUACAUUAGGCUUCAUCUGCUGUCACGGGUUCUCUCCGCUCUGCAGCCUGAUGGUGAAUUGGAGCCUUUAUUGCUAGCAGGAGAGGGAGCCGUGUUUGGAGCGAUUGAUGUUGCAGACAACGAGCUCCUUCGAAUACAGGAUUCGCCUCCCGAAGUUAGCGAUGUCAUGAAGCAUCUUAUUCAAGCAUCUCAAACUACGACAAUGGUUAGCAGAGGCAAGGACAAUCCGAAACCCCCGCGGAGUCGAGGUCGUUUCAAAGACGUUGUUUUUGAUGACCGGUCCGAAGAGGAUAUCAAGCGAGAAUUUGAACAAUCAAGGCAAUCCAAGGAAUACGCCCACAUGCUUGAUGGUAGAAUGAGGCUCCCAGCAUGGAACUCUCGAGACGAGAUCGUUCGUCUCGUUGACUCUUCACGCGUAGUAGUGGUGGUAGGUGAAACAGGUUGCGGAAAGACUACACAGCUACCCCAAUUCAUUCUCGAUGCCUGCAUCAGCAAAGGAUGUGGGUCUCAAACCAAGAUAGUCGUCACGCAGCCUCGUCGUGUCAGUGCCCUAGGCGUGUCAGCGCGUGUUUCUGCUGAAAGAAUGGAAGAUGGGAGUGUUGGCUACGCCAUCCGUGGUGAAAGUAGGCAGAACAGGCGCACCAAGCUUCUCUUCUGCACAACAGGUGUCCUCUUACGUCGCUUGACGACCUCAGGCUACCUCUCUGGUGUUAGCCACGUCAUUGUCGACGAAGUUCACGAAAGAUCGGUCGACAGUGAUUUUCUGCUUUUGGAGUUGCGCGAACUGCUGAAACAUAAUAAAGAAAUUAAGAUCAUAUUGAUGAGUGCCACUAUAAAUCAAAGCAUAUUUGUGGAAUACUUCAACGGUGCUCCCGUGUUGGAGAUACCCGGCUUCACUCACCCAGUGCAAGACAUCUAUCUUGAAGAUGUAAUCCCGAAGCUGAAGUACUUACCGCCCCCUGCCAAGGGAGCACCGAAGCAGACCGAAGAGCAACUAAAAGCUUUCCGGGAGGAGUUUGAGGCCACUGGGUUAGGCGCAUCCGCUGGUCAUGCCAUUGUAAAUUUCACGCGUUCCGACAGAUUGGACUAUCAUCUGAUUUCCAGCGUGGUGAGCUACAUCGUGCAAACAGCAGAAGAUCCUGACGGCGCAAUCCUCGUUUUCCUCACUGGCGUUCAAGAGAUUCGUCAAUGUAUGGAUGUUUUGCGGUCUUCUGAUGUCAACGAUGCUGCAGAGAUCCUCCCUCUACAUGCUAAUCUGUCGAGCGAUGAACAACGUCGCGUGUUUGCAAAGACCCCAAAGCGCAAAAUCGUAUUGGCUACUAAUGUUGCCGAAACCUCGAUCACAAUACCCGAAGUGGUGUACGUUGUGGACUGCGGAAAGGCGAAGGAAAAUCAGUACGACGUAGGGGCUGGGCUAUCCCGCCUGGUCGAAACCUGGGUAACAAAAGCAGCUGCGAAACAGCGCCGUGGUCGGGCUGGCCGAACUCGGCCAGGGAAGUGUUACAAGCUAUACACUCGCCAACGGGAAGCUGCGAUGAAAAACUUCCCAGUUCCUGAAAUCCUGAGAGUACCAUUGGAGUCACUGAGUUUGCAGAUCAAAGUGAUGCGUGAGAACGAGGAUGUACGGCUUUUUUUGGCCAAAGCGCUCGACCCGCCUAAGGUUGAGGCAAUAGACCACGCGUGGAAUGUUUUGGAGGAUCUUGGUGCCGUCGAUUCUGGGGGCAAGCUCACUGCGCUUGGACAGCAAAUGGCUCUUCUGCCCGUUGAUUUGCGUCUUGGGAAGAUGAUGAUCCUCGGGACCAUUUUUCGCUGUCUUGAUCCGAUUUUGACGAUAGCGGCAUGCGUCUCCUCGAAGCCACUAUUCUUGAGUCCCAUGGAUAAGAAAGAAGAGGCAAAUAAGGCUAGACUACAGUUUGCUACAGCAAAUAGUGAUCUCUUGACAGAUGUCACUGCCUACAAUAAGUGUAGAGCGUUCAAGGGACAAGGCAACACUCACAAUGCACAGCGUCGUUUCAUGGAAGAGAAUUUCAUAUCUGCAUCUAGCAUUCGAGAUGUCACUUCAUUACGACAGGACUUCCUCUUAGCACUCUCGGAUAUUGGGUUCAUCCCACUGAACGCUUCCGCGACGUCUCCCUAUCUAAACGUGAACAGUGAUAACACGAAUCUUGUGAAAGGGGUCAUAUUGGGUGGUCUUUGGCCUCGCGCCACACGUAUCUCCAUGCCGAAAGCAACGUUCGACCAAGUUGCCUCGGGAACAGUACAACGAGAUCACGUCGCGAAGGAGAUCAAGAUUUUCGAUAAGAAUGAAGGUCGGGUGUUCUUGCAUCCUGGUUCGGUACUGUUUGGAAACGCAUCGUACAAAUCGCCAUAUCUUGCCUAUUUUGCAAUGACGGCUACGACAAAAACAUUUCUCCGGGAUGCUACCGAAGUACCGCUCUACGCCCUUCUGCUUCUUGGAGGGCAAGUCACCAUAGAUCACAUCAAAGGAGGAAUCACAGUAGGAAAGCAAGGCUGGAUUAAGAUGCGAGCAUGGUCACGCAUUGGAGUGUUGGUCAACCAAUUGCGCCUUCUGCUCGAUGCUCAACUUCAGGAAUCGAUCGAGCAUGCGGAAAUUGCUGAUGUCGGGGAAAAUAACCCCGUCAUUCAAGCGAUGGUUGAUUUAAUUACGAAUGACGGCUUGGUUGGAGAUUGAAACUUCGUACAUGACCAGACUCUUACCCAGUUCGUUGUCGCUCCGUGGACGCGCGAAAUCUGAGCUUUUUUGUUACUAAGUACUUUUAUUCAAUACUAAAGUAGUCACGUUGGGAUUGAAGCACAUG